Messenger RNA from Dryobates pubescens (Downy woodpecker), 579 nucleotides. Its product is annotated as extracellular fatty acid-binding protein-like. NCBI's taxonomy places the organism in Eukaryota, Metazoa, Chordata, Aves, Piciformes, Picidae. Gene Ontology annotation, molecular function: small molecule binding. The coding region runs from base 28 to 573 and encodes 181 amino acids. The record is from RefSeq and is a predicted model, not a curated record. The transcript is spliced from 6 exons.
GGCCAAGCCGGAGGAGGCUGCGGCAAGAUGAGGACCGCGGUGCUGAGCCUGGGGGUAGCCCUGCUCUGCUUGCUGCCUGCAGAGGCUGAGGACCUUGGGGCUGCAGGGCUGGAUGAGAGCAAGGUUGCAGGCAGGUGGUAUAUCCCUGCCGUGGCCUCCAGCUCCCCGGGCUUCCUGCAGAGAAAGGAUGAGCUGAAGAUGGCAAUGGCCAACAUCACAGUCCUGGGAGAGGGUAGCCUGAAGAUCUCCUUUGCAAUUCCCUACUCAGCAGGGUGUAAGAGGUCAGAAGGGAUCUACAGGCCCACAGGCAGCCCUGGGCAAUUCCACAGCGCUGAGAGAGGCAACAAGACAGUGCAGGUGCUGGACACGGACGGGCAGAGCUACGCCGUCAUCCUGGCUGCCAGGGUGAAGGAUGGGAGGACCCUGCACAUGUUGAGGCUCUACAGCAGAACCCAGGAGGUGAGCCCCAGAGUGGCAGAGCUGUUCCAGAACCUGGCAAAGAAGAAGGGCUUCAGCAGUGAGAUGAUCAGGAUGCUGCCCAGGCAGGAGGAAUGCAGCCUCGAGGCAGCGUAGCCGUGC